This is a messenger RNA of Kockovaella imperatae, 862 nucleotides long. RefSeq lists its product as hypothetical. The transcript has 3 exons. Lineage: Eukaryota; Fungi; Basidiomycota; Tremellomycetes; Tremellales; Cuniculitremaceae. Bases 180 to 713 code for a protein of 177 amino acids. The record is from RefSeq and is a predicted model, not a curated record.
CAGCAUCUUCGUCCUCGACAUUGAGCAGGAAUAAUGCUACUUUGCCAACGUCGAGUGCCGUCAACUCGACUACCUCGUCUGUGAUUCGCCCUACCAGCAGCGCAGCAAUCCCCUCGUCUUCUACGACGUGAGUUUGACCCUGUCAAGUCAUCGGCUGGUCCAUUGACGAAUAGCUUAGGAUGACGACCAUCAGUACUGAUGAAGCUGGUUCCACCAAGAUCAUCACUCAGGUCGUGACUUCCAUUCCCUCCAGCACCCCAUCUACCGAUUCCGAUGCGGCGAGCAAUACCUAUACCUCAAGCAACAACGAAGACAGCAGCUCGUUAUCGACUCCCGCUAUCAUUGGUAUUUCGGUCGGAGCUGGAGUCCUUGUUCUGUCUCUCAUCGCGUGUGCUGUCUGGCGUAUGAAGCGAAGGCAUGGUGAUGAGGAUGAGGCUAUCAGAUGGCCCGAGUUGAAUCGUCAUGGAGAUGCUGACACCCACCAUGCAUUGCCCGCAAGAGUCACUGGGCAACACGGUAUUGAGACCAAUCCAUUGGUGAGUCUCAGCUUUAAGUCGAGUCGAGCAGGCCGACUGAUACCAUUCACAGCAACGCUCCUUGUCCAAUUCUUCGUCCAUCUUCGCUCCAUCCUCCAUCGCUCCCCCUCACUCUGCCCCGCCCAUGGCUCUCAACGGCUCUGGCUUCGGUGCCGCAUCGUCUUUGGAAGAUUAUGAUUAUGAUUACCGGGACAAGCAUGAGAUCCCACCUGUUCCCGCCAUGCCAACUUCAUCGAUGUCACCGUCCCAUUACUACAGCGGAGGUUCACCCAGAAUGGACUACGAUGAUGAUUACGCCAGCCUUCCGCCUGCCGUUGGCAUGGCUC